Messenger RNA from Salarias fasciatus (jewelled blenny), 1499 nucleotides. It is a transcript of the gene mblac2, whose product is annotated as metallo-beta-lactamase domain containing 2. The coding region runs from base 107 to 937 and encodes 276 amino acids. Lineage: Eukaryota; Metazoa; Chordata; Actinopteri; Blenniiformes; Blenniidae. The record is from RefSeq and is a predicted model, not a curated record. The transcript is spliced from 3 exons.
CCCGCCACCAUUAACGUCAAUGAAAACAGACCAGCGCUAGCUUCGAGGGCCAGUCGCACCUGCACCAACCCCGCUCGAGCUUACCUGGACGCGUGCAUGAAGUGGGAUGUCUGCAGCCGACUGGUACGCUCACAAAUCUCUCGGAGACGGACUCUUCUGGAUCCAGGAGCGGUUUUAUCAGUCCGAGAACCGCGCUAACAUCUGGCUGCUCCGCGGCACGCACCAGGACGUGGUGAUAGACACGGGUCUGGGCUUGAGGAGCUUACCUGACUACAUCGACUCCAAGGGCCUGCUGGGCAAAGACCCGCAGAGGAAGAACCCGCUGCUGGCCAUCGCCACCCACGCCCACUUCGACCAUUCGGGCGGCCUGCAUCAGUUCCAACAGGUGGGCGUCCACAGCGCGGAGGUCGAUGCCCUGGCCAACGGAGACAAUUUCGAGACGGUCACCUGGCUCAGCGACAGGGAGAUAGCCGAGGCUCCCAGUCCGGGAUGGAGGGCCAGACACUACAAAGUCAAGGCUGUGCAGCCCACUCACAUCCUGCAGGAGGGUGAUGUGAUCAACCUGGGCGAUCGGCAGCUGACGGUGCUUCACAUGCCAGGUCACUCCCGGGGGAGCAUUUGCCUCCACGACCGCGACAAUAAGCUGCUCUUCAGUGGAGACGUUGUGUAUGACGGCGCCAUGAUCGACUGGCUGCCCUACAGUCACGUCAGUGACUACAUUAGCAGCUGCGAGCGUCUGGUGGGCCUGGUGGACAGCGAGCAGGUGGAUCAAGUCCUCCCGGGGCACUACAACACCUUCGGGGCGAAGCGGCUCCAUCGCCUUGCGACCUCCUACAUAAGCAGAGCUGAAACAUGCCCCGCAAAGUUCUCCACGUUCGCCUGGAGCACGCUGGCCGGCGUGGCGCUGCGGGCAUUUAACCCACGGAGUGCCUGCUAGUGACAGGGGAAGCACAUGUGCACAAGGAAAGAUGUUUAAGUAUGGAGCACAUGAAAGAGUGUAAGGUGUGGAAGUAUCCUUCUUUCAUAUGUAACUUAUUGUAACACUACUUAUUCACUUAUGUAAUCCAACAGAAAUCCCGAAAUUGCCAAACUUUGUGUAAAAUGACCCUACUGGGUUACAUAAGUCAAUAAUCAGCAUCAUAUCAAGUAUACUAUAUGAAGUAUUUAGAAGUGUAAUUCUGUUAUAUUCUAAUGAGUAUGUAUAUGUGGUUCUCAAUAUGAUUAGAUGUAUGUUUUUAUAUUUUAAGCAGAUGUGAAUUUACAAUAGCACAACAAUGGUACAACUCUGCACUACGAACAGAACGCAGGGAGCUGUGGGUUCCUCUCUGAGACAUGUGAAACAGUCUUAAUGGCCAUAGCAUUUCUCUAUGCAUAUUACAAUGCUCAGUGAAGACCCGGUGUGGACUACCUCCUUUGUUUGUAAGAGUGCUUUGUACUAUUGACUAAUCUACGGCUUUGCUAUCAAAAACAUUGACAAUAAAGUCUCUGUUUUACCCGUC